This is a messenger RNA of Onychomys torridus (southern grasshopper mouse), 3930 nucleotides long. It is a transcript of the gene Rrp1b, whose product is annotated as ribosomal RNA processing 1B. The coding region runs from base 52 to 2280 and encodes 742 amino acids. The record is from RefSeq and is a predicted model, not a curated record. Gene Ontology annotation, cellular component: preribosome, large subunit precursor; nucleus; preribosome, small subunit precursor. Gene Ontology annotation, biological process: rRNA processing. Lineage: Eukaryota; Metazoa; Chordata; Mammalia; Rodentia; Cricetidae. The transcript is spliced from 16 exons.
GCUCGGCCGCGAGCUGCACGCGCGCAGCCCGGGGAUGCUGGAGCGGGCGCGAUGGCUCCCGCCAUGCAGUCGGCCGAGCUCCAGUUCGCCCAGCGGCUGGCCUCCAGCGAGAAGGGUGUCCGCGACCGCGCAGUGAGGAAGCUGCGGCAGUAUCUCAGCGCCAGGACGCAGAGCGACACAGGAAGUUUCAGUCAGGAAGAACUCCUAAAAAUAUGGAAAGGACUCUUCUGCUGCAUGUGGGUACAGGACGAGCCCCUUCUGCAGGAGGAGCUAGCGAACAUUAUUUCCCAACUCAUCCAUGUUGUUAACAGCUCCGAGGCUCAACACCUGUUCAUUCAGACCUUCUGGCAAACCAUGAAUCGAGAGUGGCAAGGGAUAGACCAGCUGCGGCUGGACAAGUACUACAUGCUGAUCCGCCUGGUCCUAAGGCAGUGCUUUGAAGUUCUCAAGCGGAAUGCCUGGGAAGAAAGCCAAAUCAAACUUUUUUUGGACAUCUUGAUGAAGGAGAUCCUGAAUCCUGAGAGUCCGUCUCCCAAUGGAGUGAGAUCCCACUUGAUUGACAUUUACUUGGAUGAGCUCUCCACUGUGGGAGGGAGAGAGCUUUUAGCGGAUCAGAACCUCAAGUUAAUUGAUCCAUUCUGCAGAAUUGCUGCCAAGACUAAGGACCACACACUGGUACAGACUAUAGCUAGUGGUGUUUUUGAAGUCAUUGUAGAUCAGUCUGCUUUUGUACCUGAAGAGACUGUGGGAGAGCAGAAAACCAGAGUGGGAGAUGGUGGCCUCCCUGCCGAAGGGAUCCCUGCAAACAAGCUGGCCUGUAGAAAAGCAGGCAGUGGGAAGAAGGCAGCACUGGGCGAUUGCCUCGGAGAUGGAGUCGUUGGCAGAAGAGAAAGAGACAGCUGUGCGGCCUUCAAAGAUUCAGGGUCACCUCUCCAGUUCGACUAUAAGGCAGUUGCUGAUCGACUCUCGGAAAUAGCCAACUCAAAGAGCACCCCUCCCUUCAACCGGAAGCGGCUCUGCAGACUGAUCAGAAAGUUCCAGGACCUCUCUGAAGCAGGCAAUAGUACUCAACUCAGUUUUGCUGAGGACAUUACUGCUGAUGAAAAUGGUCACGCCCUCAGUCAAAGAAGGCACAAGAAAAAAAGAAAGAAGCUUUUAGAGAGAGCUGCCUUGGAUAGGGAGAAAGGAAACACAGUCUCUCUUGAUGGUGGAGAGGACAGUGGAGGCAACAUUCACAAAAAGAAAAGGAAAAAGAAGAGGAGCCACUUCCAGGCUGAGACUGAGGACCUGGAUACUGUUGCCAUGCCCCCAGCACAGAGCACCAAUAGUGAGCCUGACACUGCCCGGAGGCAGACCCCACAGGGGUGUGUGACUGGACCUGCAGCAGACACCAUGUCUAGCAUCAGAGAGAACAGCUCCAAGCCAACACCCAUCGUACCCAUACACAAUAAAAGGAAACGGCCAAGAAAGAAGAGCCUGAGGGCCCACAGAGAGAUCUGGAAACCCACCACGUUACCUCAGGAGGAUGUGUCAGAGAAUGGCCCUGUCGGUGGCCAUCCUCAGAGCUCUGCCACCCAAGUUGCUUCCUCAGGUGUCCAAGCUCAGAAGAGGAAACGGAAACUCGGAGCUCUCCCAAACAGCAGUGGUGCCUUGAUGGUGCAGAAGGCAGGCACCCCCAUAAGCCCUGGGGAAGAUGGCCAGACCAGCCUGCCCCAGUGCAAAAGGCCACAAAAGAAGGCAGUGUCCAGCAGUCUUGACCUCUAUGACCUGUCCAUUCAGAAAACAGCAAUCUUAAAAAAGAGGAAAAAAAUGAAGCGGCCGUCAAACUUCAUGGAGCACAACAGAGUGCUGGAGUCCAGCACCAGGCGGAUCCAAGCCUCGGGAAGCAACAGGACUCUGAAGAAGCCACUGAAAACGGAGGAUGACUUUGUGAAGUUUGACACCCACUUCUUACCAAAGCCCCUGUUCUUCAGGAAAGCAAAGAGCAAAUCUGCCAGCCUUCCCCAUGGUCCUGCUGUCCAGCUGAAUAAAACACCCUCCAGCUCCAAGAAAGUCACCUUUGGAUUGAACAGGAACAUGACUGCGGAAUUUAAGAAGACAGACAAGAGUAUCCUGGUCAGCCCCACAGGCUUCUCCAGAGUGGCCUUUAACCCUGAGCAGAGGCCACUCCAUGGAGUGCUGAAGUCCCCAACCAGCUCCCCAGCCAAUACACUUCUAUCAACCAUGAAGCUACCAGCCACCACUCCAAAGAGAAGGCCAAGGGCUGCGGACUUCUUCUGAGAGCCAGAGUCCCUUUUUAAAGACUGCUUUGAUACUGGAUAUUCUAUAAAUUAUAACUUUUAAAUGUGGGCUUUUUAAUUAUUUUACAAACCCCCGUGAAUGGGGCAAAUGUUCCGAACCUCCCUGCCAGGGCUGCAGGCCAUGGUUCUUGGCUGAGUCCAUGCACACUCUCACCAGAAGGACCGAGUGCUGUCGGUCUAUGGAGCUCCUCUCCUCGGUGCCCCUUGCUGCAUCUGCCACAGUCAGUUGCCUUUCUGGGCAUUUGUAGUCUGUCUUGUGAAAGCAUGUCAGCUUCAGGCCUGUUCUGUGGGCAUUUGCCUGUUUCUCCUAGUGAUGUCUCUUGAAACCGAAUGAGCAAUAGUGUGGUUUUUCUAUGUGUGACCAGCAGGGGAGUGGACAGGUGUGGGGUGGAGAAAAGUCACUCUGUCCAUGAGGCCUUUCCUCCUCUGCCUGGCCUGUUCCUGUCCCUGUCUUCCUACCUCUAUAGCAAGCCCAAAGUGUCUUUUCAGGAGGGCCAGUGCCCCCCAGGCUGCGGGCAUAGUUCUUAAGCUCAGUGAGUGAGCCCAGGGCCUCUGACUGCGCCUGCUUUUUUUCUCCCCUUCGAUGAGGCUUGCACCAGUGUUGUCUGGGCCCCAGGCUCUUGGCAAAACAGGAAGUUGGCUGCCCGGGAGUGCAUGCACUGACAGCUGCCUGUUACCCAGAACACACGCACCCGCAUCCAUAGGUUUUCUACGCCUGUUAAAGCUUGCAUUUGUGCAAGACUUCCAUUGGAACAAAUCUUCUUUUCAGAGCAAAGCCUGCUUGGCAGUUGACCUCUUUUAAGGAAACUACCUUGGGUCUGAGAGGUGACGCCGCUCAGGACAGAGCGGGAGCACAGCAGGGAGCCCACAUCCUGGUUUUGCAGGCUUGACUGGCAGGGCCUCGGCCCUGGCUCUCAAGCACUGGGCAUCCCCGGGGACCACCUACUCUGCAUCCUUGUGCAGUUUUCGCACUGCUGCCCCCCACUGCCCCCCCCCCAUAGAGGACGCAGGUCACUACCACAGGGGUUGCAGAGUUGGUAUGGCUGCCUCUGGCUUCUCCUUCACACAGUCAAGGGGUCCGCUUCCUGCUGUCGGACCAGCUGACUGGUGGGUGACAUUCCUGAUAGGAACGAAGUGGCUGUCUUUGGCCUGCUCACUAAUCAAGUCUAUCAUUAGGCCGUAGAAAAGGGAGGUAUUAUGCUAUUGUCACAAUAGGUCAUGUGCAGCGUAACUUGUGGUUGCAUGGUUACAGUGUGCUCAGUUUGACAGUCAUACUCAAAACUAAAACCUGUGUAGAAAAGGUUAGGCUUGAGGCACAAAUGCUGUUAGCUUUUCAUUCAAAAAGUUCACCAUGUCCGACAGUUUUCUUUUCUGUUUUAAAAGAUGGGUUAUACAACCGAGUGGGUCAUACGGCAGCAGUGGCAGAAACUUCCUCACAGCGUUUUCAUGCCAGCUGCCCACCCUCAGGGACCAGUAAAUAUUCUGGAAGCACACACACCUGCCAAAAAUCACUCCCAGGGCAGAGGGCAACCUCUGAGCGCUGGGUUUACAGGUGGGCACACAUGGUCAUGCCAGGCCAAAAUUUUUGGUUUUAUUUCUUUUUGUUUUUUGUUUUUCGAGACAGGGUUUC